Mauremys mutica (yellowpond turtle) is the source of this 1364-nucleotide messenger RNA. RefSeq names its product PDZ domain containing 9 (gene PDZD9). The transcript is spliced from 6 exons. The record is from RefSeq and is a predicted model, not a curated record. NCBI's taxonomy places the organism in Eukaryota, Metazoa, Chordata, Testudines, Geoemydidae. Gene Ontology annotation, molecular function: protein binding. The coding region runs from base 16 to 969 and encodes 317 amino acids.
GUCUCUAUUUUAUGCAUGGGGAAUCAAAGUGCAGAGAGACUAAAGCCACCAUGGGGAGGCAGCUGCUUUCAAAGAGACACGCCUGAGACAUUUGUCCAUUUGAUUUUCUCUUAUAGUCUGGGAUCCAUGGAAGGGGCAGAAGCUUCUGAUACACCAGCUGAACAAAAAAGAAAUCCAGACACUUUCCCUGGAGAUUAUGGAAAUGGACCAAUAUCAGGGCAGUUUCCAGCACUGGAAAAGAUCUCUGAACAUACUUUGAGUGCUACAUUAAAGACCAAUAUUAAGAUGGGAGAACAAGGAUUAGGUCUUAUAGUAAUUCAGAAUGGACCAUAUCUUCAGAUGACAAGUCUUGUUGAGAAAGGCUCUGCAGCUAAGAAUGGAAGACUCAAACCAGGUGAUAUUUUGAUUAAAAUUGGACACGCUAACGUUUUAGGAUGGACACUGCGAGAGCUUUGGCAACUUUUGCACAAUAUUCCCAUAGGAACAGUUCUACAGAUCAGGGUUUACAGAGAUUUUGUUGAAGUACCUCAGCACUGGCAAAAUGCACUUGAAUUAGUUCCUGAAGUAAAGCCUCCUGUGAAGACAGACAUUUCAAGUAAAGACAGUGAGACAAAAGACGACACGUGGACAAGUAGUGAUGAUUAUGAAGACGUAGACUCGGACAGAAGUUUUAGAUACAAAACUACACAAUCAUUUUGUUAUGAUUCGACCAAAGAAUUGCCAUCAAUAUCAAAAACGUGGCAUGCAUUUAAAAGAAAAACACACACAUUUACUGUAGGUGCUGACAUUGGAUGUGAUAUUAUAAUUCAUAAAGAUUUUGAUGCAUGGUAUAGUUCUGACUUUGCUACUGAUGGCAUUAGAUCUCCUUCAUACUGGACUAUGGAAACACAGGACAGCGAAUCAUCAUCAUCCUCUUCCUCUAUAUCAGAUGCAUUUUGGCUUGAAGAGUUUGCCAGUAUUUUGGAAUAACUGAAUGGUCACAUCCAAUUUUAAACCUUCAGAAAUUGGAUUUUUCUGAAGCACUUCAUCAUCUGAAGGUUCACUUUCAAAAUAUUGAUUUUGAAAUUAGCUAAAUUGAAGAUUUAGCAUAGCAUGCCUUGACUGCCUAGGAUACUUGGAAAUCUAGAUUCUAAGAUGAUAGCUGCUAUCCAAAGCCACACUUCCAGAUCUUAAGAAAAAACCUGCUAAAAUCUCCAUCAAUCCUACCUGUGAAGGGAACAUUAAACAUGCUGCUUCGGUGAGUCCAGUGAUCAAGGUACAGCAGGCAAGUGGUAGAGCUGCAGUAUAUUGCUUUCAGCUUUUAAAGGUAAGUUUGAUAAUUUACUUAAGGUAGAUAUGGUGCAAAUGGCAAUUUUAUCAACAAC